Prunus mume (Japanese apricot) is the source of this 652-nucleotide messenger RNA. NCBI's taxonomy places the organism in Eukaryota, Viridiplantae, Streptophyta, Magnoliopsida, Rosales, Rosaceae. The record is from RefSeq and is a predicted model, not a curated record.
UUGUCUGAUCCUUAUUUUGACUCUCAAGUUUCCACGUGCCACCUCACUGAGAAUUGAGAACUGGCGAUGGCGGUCAUCACCACCGUUCUCAUGCCGCUUACCCUCUGUUUGGUUGCCCAGAAAAUACAACAGUAAUUCUAACUGCCUCCAGCUGUUCUCGCUUCCUCGGCGAGAAGAGAUAAAGAACACUAAUUUUAUUGGAAACGAAACACAGUGUUAUUGUCAGUGUGAAGAGCAUCAUACUAUUUGAUCAUGGAAUCUCUGGAGAAAUCAGAAGAAACCGUCUCAAACCAUUCUCAAAAACUAGCAGGAACUGUCAACUGGGGCACAGCAACUGUGAUCGGAGUAUUUGCAGGCCUGUUUUAUGGUGGUAGCAAGGAGGCAUCUGCUUCAGUUAGCAAGGAUGCAGAAGUAAUGUUGAAGCUUGGGAGCACACCAGACAAGCGUGAACAAUAUCGUAUGAUGAGAGAUGCAAUGGAGAAAAGGUUCAUACGAGUCACUUGGGGCUCGAUAGUUGGUGGAGUGCGUCUUGGAUUGUUUACUGCUACAUUUUGUGGUAUACAAAAUCUGCUUGCUGAGAAAAGGGGUGUGCAUGAUGUUUUCAAUGUUGUUGGAGCCGGUUCAGCCACUGCUGCUACAUUUGGUCUAAUAA